AUGCCCAGGGGCUUCCUGGUGAAGCGAACUAAACGGACAGGCGGCUCGUACCGAGUACGCUUAGCCCAGCGAGUCUUCCCUCUGAUGGGGCCCUCGGGGGCGCCGCCCUUUCCUGAGGAGACCCCCAGUGUCUCUCUACCUGGUGCGGAGAUGGGGGCGUCCCCUGCCCAGGAGGAGCCAGGAAAGGGGCUGGAGGCAGAGGUGGCCCGAGAACUGCCGGGGUCACCCUGUCGGGCUGCUGGGGUGAGCCUGGGAUCGCGCGGGCGGGAAGGCGCGGAGUGGGGGACAGAUGACAGCGAGGGUCCCGGGCCCAGCCCCAGUCCCACGAAGCCGGCGGGCGCAGAGCUGCGCCGGGCGUUUCUGGAGCGUUGCCUCAGCUCACCAGUCUCCGCAGAGUCCUUCCCCGGGGGCGCGGCCGCAGUGGCUGCUUUUUCCUGCUCUGUAGCGCCAGCAGCCGCCCCUACCUCGGGGGAGCAGUUCCUGCUGCCGUUCCGGGCACCGUUCCCAGAGCCCGCGCUCCAGCCGGACCCCGCGCCCCUCUCGGCCACCCUGCAUGGCCUCAAACGGGCAGCCGGCACCGAGCGCCGCGCCAAGUUACCUCCAGGCUGCCCGUCGGGACUCGCAGCCGCUGGAGUCAAGAAACCCAAGGCGAUGAGGAAGUUGAGCUUCGCGGACGAGGUGACCACAUCCCCUGUCCUAGGUCUGAAGAUCAAGGAGGAGGAGCCCGGAGCGCCUUCCCGGGGCCUGGGGAGCAGCCGCACACCACUGGGGGAGUUCAUCUGCCAGCUGUGCAAGGAGCAGUACGCGGACCCCUUCGCGCUGGCACAGCACCGCUGCUCCCGCAUCGUGCGCGUCGAGUACCGCUGCCCCGAAUGCGAUAAGGUCUUCAGCUGCCCGGCGAACCUCGCCUCCCAUCGUCGCUGGCACAAGCCACGUCCCGUAGCGGUAAACACCGCCACAGCCUCUUCCGCCGACGGGAAGCCGCCUACUUCGUUGUCCUCGUCCUCCUCGGACUCCGGGGCCAUGGCAUCUUUCCUGGCAGAGGGAAAGGAGAACAGCCGGACCGAGCGGACUGCGGAUCAGCACCACCCGGCCAGGGACAGCUCCGGGCCAGUUCAGCACCAGGACAGCGCCCCGCGCCCCAGCCUCCAGGUGCUGCCGCAUCCCGAGCCACUGCUGCCACAGGUCUCCUUUACGGAAGGGGUGUUGGGCCGCCGCAUGCCUGGACCGGGCAGUGCCAGCGGUGUCGGGGGACCCGAGAUCUUCGUGUGUCCGUACUGCCACAAAAAGUUCCGUCGCCAAGCCUAUCUGCGGAAGCACCUGGGCACUCACGAGCCGGGCUCUGCCCGCGCGCUGGCCCCGGGCUUUGGGUCGGAACGCAGCGCUGCACUUGCCUUCCCUUGCCCGCUGUGUGGAGCGCAUUUCCCAUCCGCAGACAUUAGGGACAAGCACCGGCUGUGGCACGCCGUCCGCGAGGAGCUGCUCCUGCCCGCUCUGGCUGCGGUGUCCCCCGAGGCGCCAAGUGCAGGCGGGACUUCUGACGGGGGUGCUCAGCAAAUUUUCUCUUGCAAGCACUGCCCGUCCACCUUUUUUAGUUCCCCUGGGCUGACCCGGCACAUCAAUAAGUGCCAUCCCUCAGAAAGUCGGCAGGUACUGCUGCUGCAGAUGCCACUGCGGCCUGGCUGCUGA
Messenger RNA from Chrysochloris asiatica (Cape golden mole), 1689 nucleotides. RefSeq names its product insulinoma-associated 2 (gene INSM2). Gene Ontology annotation, cellular component: transcription repressor complex; nucleus. NCBI's taxonomy places the organism in Eukaryota, Metazoa, Chordata, Mammalia, Afrosoricida, Chrysochloridae. Gene Ontology annotation, molecular function: RNA polymerase II cis-regulatory region sequence-specific DNA binding; DNA-binding transcription repressor activity, RNA polymerase II-specific. The record is from RefSeq and is a predicted model, not a curated record. The transcript has a single exon. The coding region runs from base 1 to 1689 and encodes 562 amino acids. Gene Ontology annotation, biological process: neuron differentiation; negative regulation of transcription by RNA polymerase II; regulation of cell cycle process.